AUGGAGGACAACUCGAGUGAACGUCAGGCGAAGGAGCUAUCUGUGCUGGUCGUUGGCGCGGGAAUCGCAGGUCUCUGCGCGGCGAUCGCCCUCCGUCGAGCCGGGCAUAGAGUAAAGAUCCUGGAGCGCUCGCCACUGCUCGACGAAAUCGGCGCCGCCAUCACGCUCGCACCGCACGCCGUCAAGAUCUUCCGGUCAUGGGGGCUGGACGACGCCAAAAUAGCCCAGGCCAGGCUCAUCCCCCGACUGGGCCAGACGUUCAUCGACGCCACGACGCUCGAGGAGCUGGCGCCCACGGACCGCACCGACUUCGCUGGCGUGUACGGGGCGCCGUACCUGUUCGCGCACCGCGUCGACCUGCACGCCAUGCUGCGGACGAUGGCGACGGGUCCCGACGGUCCCGGUCGGCCGGCGGAGGUGCACACGUCGCGCACCGUUGUCGAGUACGACGCGGGAAGGGGUAGCGUCAAGGUCACUGGAGAAACAGACAGUUGGGAACCCCCGGCUGACUUGGUCGUGGCGGCCGAUGGGGUGCACUCGCGGGCGGCGUCGCACGUUCUAGGCCACGACGUCGACUGUGCCGCGCACGCGACCAACAGCACGGUGAUCCGCUUCCUGAUCCCGACGCGCGAGAUUCUCCAAGACCCGCACACGGCGCCGUUGCUACGACGGUAUGGCGACGGCCACUGCUCGUUCUACCUGCACUCGGACCGCCGACGGUGGCUGGUGCGGUACCCGUGUCGGGACAACACGCUGCAGAACUUUGGCAUGUACAUGUACGUCGACGAGGAGGAGGAGGAGGAGGAGGAGCAGCAGAAUCACCGAGGGUGGACCCAGCAAUGCGGCCCUGACGACCUGCGCGCCGCCAUGACGGGAUUCCACCCGACGCUCCUCCGCCUCUGCGACAAGACUGACAACACCAUCCUGCCCCUGUGGCGGUGUGCAGAACGCGACCCCCUACCCAGGUGCCAGCGCGACAGGCUCGUCUUGAUCGGCGACGCGUGCCACCCCAUGCUCCCACACCGGGGCUUCGGGGCCAUCAACGCGAUCGAGGACGCCGCCGCGCUGGGCGUUCUCUUUGAAGACUUUGGUCUCUUCCGCGCGGGUCGAGACCGUGAGUCAACCCCAACCCCAACCUCAUCUGCGUCAUCAGUGCCGAAGUCGAUGUCUGCACCAGUAUCUGGGUCUAUCUCCACCCUCCUCGAAACCUUUGAGCACAUCCGCCUCCCCCGCGCCUCAAUCGCCCAGCUGUACUCGCAGGUCGCGACGAACAAGGACCCCACCGUUGAAAGACGGCGCGAGGCCGCGAAGCUGCUCCCGGAGGACGAGUUGCCUGGUAAGUAA
Molecule: messenger RNA, 1344 nt
Organism: Fonsecaea pedrosoi CBS 271.37
Lineage: Eukaryota; Fungi; Ascomycota; Eurotiomycetes; Chaetothyriales; Herpotrichiellaceae
Exons: 2
Coding region: 1-1344 (447 amino acids)
Molecular function (GO): FAD binding; monooxygenase activity
Source: RefSeq, a predicted model, not a curated record